Strongyloides ratti is the source of this 7017-nucleotide messenger RNA. Its product is annotated as Pre-mRNA-processing-splicing factor 8. Gene Ontology annotation, biological process: spliceosomal tri-snRNP complex assembly; mRNA splicing, via spliceosome. NCBI's taxonomy places the organism in Eukaryota, Metazoa, Nematoda, Chromadorea, Rhabditida, Strongyloididae. The transcript has 2 exons. Gene Ontology annotation, molecular function: pre-mRNA intronic binding; U6 snRNA binding; U1 snRNA binding. The record is from RefSeq and is a predicted model, not a curated record. Gene Ontology annotation, cellular component: catalytic step 2 spliceosome; U5 snRNP. Bases 1 to 7017 code for a protein of 2338 amino acids.
AUGGAGCAUUCUGGGCUCAGUCCGAGUUUUUCAGAAACCAGUCACCAUGCAACAAUUCGAGAAAAUUAUUUAAAUGAAAAAUCUGCAAAAUGGAAACAACUUCAAAGCAAAAGAUAUAGUGAAAAGAGAAAAUUUGCUAGUGUUUAUGAUGGUGUAAAAGAAGAAAUGCCACCAGAACAUGUUCGUAAAAUUAUUAGAGAUCAUGGUGAUAUGACAUCAAAGAAAUAUAGAAGUGAUAAGCGUGUUUAUUUAGGUGCAUUGAAAUAUAUGCCACAUGCUAUAUUAAAAUUACUUGAAAAUAUGCCAAUGCCUUGGGAGCAAAUACGUGAUGUUAAUGUUCUUUAUCAUAUUACUGGAGCAGUAUCAUUUGUAAAUGAAGUUCCUAAAGUUGUUGAGCCUAUUUAUAUUGCACAAUGGGCAACAAUGUGGAUAAUGAUGAGACGUGAGAAACGUGAUAGAAGACAUUUUAAAAGAAUGAGAUUUCCACCUUUCGAUGAUGAAGAACCUCCAUUGGAUUAUGCCGAUAAUAUUUUAGAUGUUGAACCAUUAGAUGGUAUUCAAAUGGAAUUAGAUCCUGAAGAAGAUGGUUUUGUGGCAGAUUGGUUUUAUGACCAUAAACCUUUAAGUAAAGAUUUACGCUUUGUAAAUGGUCCCAGUUAUAAAAAAUGGCAACUUACUAUUCCUGUGAUGUCUACACUUUAUCGUUUAUCUGAUCAAUUAUUAUCAGAUUUAGUUGAUGACAACUAUUUUUAUCUUUUUGAUUUAGAAUCUUUUUAUACUGCAAAAGCAUUAAAUGUUGCUAUUCCUGGUGGACCAAAAUUUGAACCACUUGUUAAACAUUUGAAUAAUGAUGAUGAAGAUUGGAAUGAAUUCAAUGAUAUAAAUAAAAUUAUUAUAAGAUGUCCAAUAAGAACUGAAUAUAGGAUUGCUUUUCCUUUCUUAUACAACAAUUUAAGAAAUGUAUUACCUGUUGUUGCCUCUUGGUAUCAUACUCCUAAUGUUGUAUUUUUGAAACCAGAUCCUGCUUUGGUUCGAGAUCUCCCUGCAUUUUAUUUUGAUCCUUUAAUCAAUCCAAUUGUAAGCAGAGAUGUAAAAAGAACAAAAGAAUCAUUUGAUAUACCAGAUGAUGAUGAUUUUUGUCUUCCUGAAGAUGUUGUUCCAUUGUUUUCUGAAACACCAUUAUAUACUGACAAUACAUCUAUGGGAUUAUCUCUAAUAUUUGCUCCAAGACCAUUCAAUUUACGUUCUGGCGCUACUCGUAGAGCUGUUGAUGUUCCUUUAAUAAAGUCAUGGUAUAGAGAACAUUGCCCAGCUGGUAUGCCUGUUAAAGUUCGUGUAUCAUAUCAAAAACUUUUAAAAGUUUUUGUACUCAAUUCUUUGAAGCAUCGUCCUCCAAAACCACAAAAACGAAGAUAUUUGUUUAGAAGUUUUAAAGCAACAAAAUUCUUUCAGCAAACGACACUUGAUUGGGUUGAAGCUGGACUUCAAGUUGUUAGACAAGGUUAUUCUAUGCUUAAUCUUUUAAUUCAUCGUAAAAAUCUUAACUACUUACAUUUGGACUACAAUUUUAAUAUUAAACCAGUUAAAACAUUGACAACUAAAGAAAGAAAAAAAUCUCGUUUUGGAAAUGCUUUUCAUUUAUGCCGUGAAAUACUUCGAUUAACAAAACUUGUUGUAGAUGCUCAUGUUCAGUAUCGUCUUAAUAAUGUUGAUGCUUACCAAUUAGCAGAUGGUUUGCAGUAUAUUUUUGCUCAUGUUGGUCAACUUACUGGAAUGUAUAGAUACAAGUACAAACUUAUGAGACAAGUUCGUCUUUGUAAGGAUCUAAAACAUGUUAUAUAUUAUCGUUUUAAUACUGGACCAGUUGGAAAAGGACCAGGUUGUGGUUUUUGGGCACCAGGAUGGCGUGUUUGGCUUUUCUUUAUGCGUGGUAUUACUCCUUUGCUUGAAAGAUGGCUUGGAAAUUUAUUAAGUAGACAAUUUGAAGGAAGAUUUUCUAAAGGUGUUGCUAAAACUGUCACAAAACAACGUGUUGAAUCUCAUUUUGACUUAGAACUUAGAGCAGCUGUUAUGCAUGAUAUUAUUGAUACAAUGCCUGAAGGUAUUCAACAAAAUAAGUCUAGAAUUAUUUUGGCUCAUUUAUCUGAAGCAUGGAGAUGUUGGAAAGCUAAUAUACCUUGGAAAAUUCCUGGUUUACCUACACCUUUGGAAAAUAUGAUUCUCAGAUAUGUUAAGGCUAAAGCUGAUUGGUGGACUAACUCAACUCAUUACAAUAGAGAAAGAGUUAGAAGAGGAGCUACUGUAGAUAAGACUGUAUGUAAGAAAAAUUUAGGAAGAUUAACUAGAUUAUAUUUGAAAGCGGAACAAGAAAGACAACAUAAUUAUUUAAAAGAUGGACCAUACAUUUCUCCGGAAGAAGCUGUUGCUAUUUACACUACAACUGUUCAUUGGCUUGAAUCUAGAAGAUUUUCACCAAUACCUUUCCCACCAUUAAAUUAUAAACAUGAUAAGAAAAUUUUAAUAUUAGCUUUAGAAAAAUUAAAAGAAUCAUAUUCAGUAAAAAAUCGUCUUAAUCAAGCUCAACGUGAAGAAAUAGCUUUAAUUGAACAUGCUUAUGAUAAUCCACAUGAUGCUUUGUCACGUAUUAAAAGACAUAUUCUUACUCAAAGAAGUUUCAAAGAAGUAGGAAUUGAGUUUAUGGAUUUGUAUACACAUCUUAUACCUGUUUAUGAAAUUGAAGCUUUAGAAAAAGUUACAGAUGCUUAUUUAGAUCAAUAUUUGUGGUAUGAGGCAGAUAAACGUCGAUUGUUUCCAAAUUGGAUUAAACCUGCUGAUACUGAACCACCACCAUUAUUGGUUCAUAAAUUCUGUCAAGGUAUCAAUAAUUUAAAUGGUGUCUGGGAGACAACAAAUGGAGAAUGUAAUGUAAUUUUAGAGUCUAAAUUAGAAAAAAUGUACGAGAAAAUUGACUUGACACUUCUCAAUAGAUUACUUAGAUUAAUAGUUGAUCAUAAUAUUGCUGAUUAUAUGACAUCAAAAAAUAAUGUUGUAAUUAAUUACAAAGAUAUGAAUCACACAAACUCUUAUGGAAUUGUUAGAGGACUUCAAUUCUCAUCUUUUAUUGUACAAUAUUAUGGUUUAGUAUUAGAUUUGUUGAUUCUUGGAUUACGUAGAGCAAGUGAAAUUGCAGGUCUACCUCAAAAUCCAAACGAUUUUUUGACUUUCCAGGAUUCUGAAAUAGAAACAUGUCAUCCAAUUAGAUUAUACGUAAGAUAUAUUGAUAAAAUAUGGAUGGUUCUUCGUUUUGAUGCUGAUCUUACAAAAGAUCUUAUUCAACGUUAUCUCACAGAGUAUCCGGAUCCAAACAAUGAGAAUAUUGUUGGUUACAAUAAUAAGAAAUGUUGGCCACGUGAUGCUAGAAUGAGACUUAUGAAACAUGAUGUUAAUCUUGGAAGAGCUGUUUUUUGGGAUAUUAAAAAUCGUUUACCACGAAGUAUAACAACAAUUGAAUGGGAAAAUAGUUUUGUUUCUGUUUAUAGUAAAGAUAAUCCAAAUAUGCUUUUUGAUAUGUGUGGAUUUGAAUGUAGAAUACUACCUAAAUGUCGUAUGGAAACUGAAGAUUUUACACAUCGUGAUGGUAUAUGGAAUUUACAAAAUGAAGAGACAAAGGAGCGUACAGCACAAUGUUAUUUACGUGUUGAUGAUGAUAGUAUGCAGAAAUUCCAUAAUAGAAUAAGACAAAUAUUGAUGAGUUCUGGAGCAACAACAUUUACAAAAAUAGUUAAUAAAUGGAAUACAGCAUUAAUUGGUCUUAUGACUUAUUUCCGUGAAGCUGUUGUAAAUACACAAGAAUUACUUGAUCUUUUAGUUAAAUGUGAAAAUAAAAUUCAAACAAGAAUUAAAAUUGGAUUAAACUCAAAGAUGCCUGCUAGAUUUCCUCCUGUUGUAUUUUAUACACCCAAAGAAAUUGGUGGUCUUGGAAUGUUAUCAAUGGGUCAUGUUCUUAUACCUGUUUCUGAUCUUAGGUGGAUGAAACAAACUGACAGUGGUGGUAUUACUCAUUUUAGAAGUGGAAUGUCUCAUAAUGAAGAUCAACUUAUUCCUAAUCUUUAUCGUUAUAUCCAACCAUGGGAAGCUGAAUUUGUGGAUUCACAAAGAGUAUGGGCUGAGUAUGCUUUAAAAAGACAAGAAGCUAAUGCACAAAAUCGUAGAUUAACAUUAGAAGAUCUUGACGAUAGUUGGGAUAGAGGUAUUCCUCGUAUCAAUACACUUUUCCAGAAAGAUCGUAAUACUUUAGCUUAUGAUAAAGGUUGGAGAGUUCGAACUGAAUUUAAACAAUAUCAAAUUUUAAAAUUAAAUCCUUUCUGGUGGACACAUCAACGUCAUGAUGGAAAAUUGUGGAAUUUAAAUAACUAUAGAACAGAUAUGAUUCAAGCUCUUGGUGGAGUAGAAGGUAUUUUGGAACAUACUCUUUACAAAGGAACAUACUUUAGUACAUGGGAAGGAUUGUUUUGGGAGAGAGCUUCUGGUUUUGAAGAAUCUAUGAAAUUUAAAAAGUUAACAAAUGCUCAACGUUCUGGUCUUAAUCAAAUUCCAAAUCGUCGUUUUACUUUAUGGUGGUCACCCACAAUUAAUCGUGCUAAUGUUUAUGUUGGUUUUCAAGUACAACUUGAUUUAACUGGUAUUUUUAUGCAUGGUAAAAUUCCAACAUUAAAAAUUAGUUUAAUUCAAAUAUUCCGUGCCCAUUUAUGGCAAAAGAUUCAUGAAAGUAUGGUUAUGGAUUUGUGUCAAGUAUUUGAUCAAGAACUCGAUGCUUUAGAAAUUCAAACUGUUCAAAAAGAAACUAUUCAUCCAAGAAAAUCUUACAAAAUGAAUUCUAGUUGUGCAGAUAUUCUUCUUACAGCUCAAUAUAAAUGGCCAAUAUCACAACCUUCAUUACUUGGUGAUACUAAAGAUAUUAGUGAAAAUAAGACAAUGCAAAAGUUUUGGGUUGAUGUACAGUUACGUUGGGGUGAUUAUGAUUCACAUGAUAUUGAAAGAUAUUCUAGAGCUAAAUAUUAUGAUUAUACUAGUGAUAAUAUGUCUGUAUAUCCUUCACCUUGUGGUGUGUUAGUUGCUGUUGAUUUAGCUUACAAUUUAUACAGUGCUUUUGGAAAUUGGUUCCCUGGAUUGAAACCAUUAGUUAGACAAGCAAUGGCUAAAAUAAUGAAAGCUAAUCCUUCUUUAUAUGUAUUAAGAGAAAGAAUUAGAAAAGGUUUACAAUUAUAUAGUUCAGAACCAACUGAACCAUUUUUAACAUCACAGAAUUAUGGUGAAUUAUUCUCAAAUCAAACUAUAUGGUUUGUUGAUGAUACUAAUGUAUAUAGAGUUACAAUUCAUAAAACAUUUGAAGGAAAUUUAACAACAAAACCUAUUAAUGGUGCUAUAUUUAUAUUUAAUCCAAGAACUGGACAGCUAUUUUUAAAAAUUAUUCAUACAUCAGUAUGGGCUGGACAGAAACGUUUAUCACAACUUGCUAAAUGGAAAACUGCAGAAGAAGUUGCUGCUUUAAUUAGAUCAUUACCAAUUGAAGAACAACCAAGACAAAUUAUUGUUACAAGAAAGGCAAUGAUGGAUCCACUUGAAGUUCAUUUAUUAGAUUUUCCUAAUAUUGUUAUUAAAGGUAGUGAAUUAAUGUUACCAUUCCAGUCAAUUAUGAAAAUUGAAAAGUUUGGUGAUUUAAUUCUUAAAGCAACAGAACCACAAAUGGUACUAUUUAAUUUGUUUGAUGAUUGGUUAACAUCUAUCUCAUCAUAUACAGCAUUUUCUAGAGUUGUUUUAAUAAUGAGAGCAAUGCAUAUUAAUCCUGACAAAACAAAAAUUAUUUUGAAACCUGAUAAGACAUCUAUAACACAACCACAUCAUAUUUGGCCAACAUUAUCAGAUGAAGAUUGGAUGAAAGUUGAAUUAUCACUUAAAGAUAUGAUACUUCAAGAUUAUGGAAAAAAGAAUAAUGUUAAUGUUAAUAGUCUUACACAAUCUGAAGUUCGUGAUAUUAUUCUUGGAAUGGAAAUUAGUGCUCCAUCUAAACAACGUCAACAGAUAGCUGAAAUUGAGGCUCAAACUAAAGAACAAAGUCAAUUAACUGCUACAACAACAAAAACAACUACAAAACAUGGAGAUGAAAUUGUUACAGUUACUACAACUAACUAUGAGAAAGCAACAUUUACUUCACGAACAGAUUGGAGAGUUAGAGCUAUUGCUGCAACAAAUCUUCAUUUAAGAACUCAACAAAUAUAUGUUAAUAGUGAUGACAUCAGAGCAACUGGAUAUACAUAUGUAUUACCUAAAAAUUUACUUAGAAAAUUUAUUGUAAUAUCUGAUCUUAGAACACAAAUUGCUGGAUUCUUAUAUGGUUGUUCUCCUCCUGAUAAUCCUAGUGUUAAAGAAAUUCAUUGUAUUGUUAUGCCACCACAAUGGGGUACACAUCAACUAGUUAAUUUCUCUAGUCACGUUCCUCGUCAUGAAUUUUUAAAGGAUAUGGAACCUCUAGGUUGGAUUCAUACACAACCAUCUGAAUCAUCACAUCUUUCACCAGUUUCUGUGAUUACACAUUCAAGAAUAUUAUCAAAUAAUACAGAAUGGGAUGGUGAAAGAACAAUAUGUAUGACAGCAUCUUUUACUCCUGGAUCCGUAUCAUUAGCCUCAUACAAAUUAACCCCAUCAGGUUUUGAAUGGGGAAAACAAAAUCUUGAAAAAGGAGUUAAUCCAAAAGGAUAUACACCAAGUCAUUAUGAGAAAGUUCAAAUGAUAUUGACAGAUUCAUUUUUAGGUUAUUAUAUGGUUCCUGUAGGAGGAAUAUGGAAUUAUAAUUUCAUGGGUGUAAGAUUUGAAGCAGCUAUGGAAUAUGAUUUAAUAUUAGGUAAUCCAAAAGAAUUUUAUCAUGAAGAUAAUAGGCCAUUACAUUUUCAUAACUUUAAAGUUAUGGAAGAUGAAAAAGGUGUUUGUGGAGCUGAUAAUGAAAACUUUUUUGCUUAA